AUGAACAACGCGUAUAGAUGUAUAGCCAAAGAGGUAUAUGCCAUGAACCCGGAGAUUACAAUGGACAGCAUUGGGAAUUUGCAUGGUGGACUAAACCAUGAGCAAUCCACGGGCGAUCUAAUGGACAGCCAGCAGCGGCAGGCAGUUUCAGCGGCCCAUCGGGAACUGACGACCAGAUCUGCAAUGGUAUCCAGCAUGGCUUCCAUUCUGGACGGGACUGGGGACUACCGGCCGGAGCUCUCGAUCCCGCUGCACCCGGCAAUGAGCAUGUCCUGCGAGUCUCCGCCUGGCAUGGGGAUGAGCAGCACCUACACGACACUCACACCACUCCAGCCCUUGCCUCCCAUAUCCACCGUCUCGGAUAAGUUCCACCACCCGCACCAUCAUCACCACCACCACCACCAUCACCACCACCAGCGACUCGCGGGCAACGUGAGCGGGAGCUUCACCCUGAUGCGAGACGAGAGGGGGUUGCCGGCUGCCAUGAACAAUCUGUACAGCCCGUACCACAAGGACAUGCCCGGGAUGCCUCAGAACCUCUCUCCUCUGUCCAGCAACCCCCUCGGCAACGGUCUGGCGUCCAUCCACAACAGCCACCAGGCAAUCCAGGGCUACGGGUCCAACGGCCACGACAAGAUACUCAGCCCGAACUUCGAAGCCCACCCGGCCAUGCUGGGCAGAGGUGAGCAGCACCUGUCUCGGGGUCUUGGCGCUCCGUCGGCGGGAAUGAUGCCGCAUCUGAACGGCAUGCAUCACCAUCACCACCACGGUCACUCAAGUCACCACCAGUCCCACGGGCCCGUGCUGGCUUCCAGCCGCGAUCGGCCUCCGUCCUCCUCCGGCUCGCAGACCACCAGUUCGGGGCAGCUGGAAGAAAUUAACACCAAAGAAGUAGCACAAAGGAUCACGGCGGAACUCAAACGCUACAGCAUACCGCAGGCAAUCUUCGCUCAGAGGGUGUUGUGCCGUUCGCAGGGAACCCUCUCUGACCUUUUAAGAAACCCCAAGCCUUGGAGUAAACUUAAAUCGGGACGGGAGACCUUCAGGCGGAUGUGGAAAUGGCUGCAGGAGCCCGAGUUCCAGAGAAUGUCAGCCCUGAGGCUCGCAGCAUGCAAACGCAAAGAACAAGAACAGAACAAAGAGAAGAGCAAUACACCAAAGAAGCCACGGCUAGUUUUCACUGACCUCCAGCGCCGAACUCUUUUCGCCAUUUUCAAAGAAAACAAGCGCCCUUCCAAGGAGAUGCAGAUCACAAUCUCUCAGCAGCUCGGUCUGGAGUUAAGCACCGUCAGCAAUUUCUUUAUGAACGCCCGAAGGCGAAGCCUGGACAAAUGGCAGGACGAGGCCAUGUCGAGCCCAGGCGCUUCUUCGUCCACCUCAAGCACUUGUACCAAAGCAUGA
Molecule: messenger RNA, 1401 nt
Organism: Hypanus sabinus (Atlantic stingray)
Lineage: Eukaryota; Metazoa; Chordata; Chondrichthyes; Myliobatiformes; Dasyatidae
Gene: onecut2
Product: one cut homeobox 2
Exons: 2
Coding region: 1-1401 (466 amino acids)
Biological process (GO): regulation of transcription by RNA polymerase II
Cellular component (GO): nucleus
Molecular function (GO): RNA polymerase II cis-regulatory region sequence-specific DNA binding; DNA-binding transcription factor activity, RNA polymerase II-specific
Source: RefSeq, a predicted model, not a curated record